Molecule: messenger RNA, 5265 nt
Organism: Myripristis murdjan (pinecone soldierfish)
Lineage: Eukaryota; Metazoa; Chordata; Actinopteri; Holocentriformes; Holocentridae
Product: transcription initiation factor TFIID subunit 4
Exons: 15
Coding region: 22-3222 (1066 amino acids)
Biological process (GO): transcription initiation at RNA polymerase II promoter; DNA-templated transcription
Cellular component (GO): transcription factor TFIID complex
Molecular function (GO): RNA polymerase II general transcription initiation factor activity; DNA binding; protein heterodimerization activity
Source: RefSeq, a predicted model, not a curated record
ACAAGCAAUCUGUGAUCAGAGAUGGCGGGCGCCUCCGACCCCCUGGAAGAUAUGCUCUUUUCAGAGGUGGAUGAAAAAGCUGUGAGCGACCUGGUGGGCUCUUUGGAGUCCCAGCUCGCUGGCCAAAGCAACCCAGCGGGUAAAGCAGACGACAGCAGAGGUGCUGGCUCCGUGACCACCGCUAAUCAUCACUUAGGAAAAACGCUACCAGCUCCAGUGGGUACCACAACACUAGAACAACAACAACAAGGACGGCGUAAUAAUAAAGCUGAGAUGCGCCAGGAGACCAACUCUAAAGAAAUCAGCUCAGAUAAAACUGUCACAUCUCUUUCCCCGGGCUGUACUCCGUCCUUUGCCGACGCUUCCAGCACUUCGGUCGCCGGUGUUAACGCCAAUACCAGCGGUUUACAACACACACAUGGAGCAUCCAUCACAACACUGACCGCAUCUGGUGUGUCAACUUUGGCAUCUUCGCCCUCCAGCAUCAGCAUCAGCACCGCCGUCGCCGCCGUCCGGGGGUCUAAGGUUACCCCGGGCUCAGGUGAGGCGUCGGCAGAAGCCAAUCCGCCGAGAAAACGCAUCAGCACGCCGCGACGAAGUGCUUCAGCCCGGAUAAAGAGUUUGAACGGCGGAUCUGUAACGACGAGGAGGAAUAGCAGCAGCGCGGCGGUGACCGACAGCGUUAGCUCCGUGGAUAGCAGUGCAACUAUACCAAACUCCACUCGAGCGGUGACAUCCUCUAUUAACACCACGACUUUCACCUUAUCCAACGCCAGUAUAUCUGCAGGUCAAUCGGCAAUUGCGCUAGACCGGGGGACUCCUACCAUUGCAUUGCACAGACUCCCAAAUCACAUUGUAGCGAGCAUAGCCCAGAACGGAAACGGGACCACUGUCUCGGCCUUGGUCCAGCAGGGCGCUCGGAUAGGACCCAUCACCUCCACGGCUUCACAGGUCAACCACAGCAAGGCGAUCACAAACACUGGGGCUUCCAAAACAGACGAUUCUCACUCCAAAACUGUAAUGUCAGGCCAGUCUGGUAAUAUCAAUUCUGUAAUAAAUACUGUUUCCUCCACGUCUUCUGUUGUCAUAUCACCCCCACCACCACCAAUAACAACAACAGCAGCAACAACGACAACAUCAGAAGCAGCAGCAUUAGCAGCAGCAGCAGCAACAACAACCCAGCCUCAGAGCUCUGCCACAGCUGCUUGUGUCACAGGGGUGGCAACCACGUCUGUAUGUGUAACUGCUCAAACUACAUCUGUGACUACAGCUGCUGGCAUGGUCAGGCCUGCAGCGCCCUCUCCAACACCUGCUGUGGCCACGUCCGCCCAGUCCCAACCCCGUCCCGGACUCUCAGCGCCUCAAAGGAUUGUAGCCCCUCAGUUGAUUGUCAGACCACCUCAGCAGCAGACAACCAUUCAGCUGCCCCCGGGGUUUACCAUCCCACAGGGGAUGGUGUUGGUACGUACGGAGCUGGGCCAGCUGGUGAUGGUUCCUCAGCAGGCUUUGGCUCAGGCUCAGGCUCAGGCUCAGGCCCAGAACAACAUCUCCCCGCGACCUGCCACCCCCACCACAGGAGCCACCUUUAGAGUGACAACCCCACAGUCUCCCGUGACCUCUCAGACCACCAGGCAGUGUCCUUUGACCCCGGCCAAGAUGAAGGGCCCUGUAGCACCAGCCGUGGCCGUGACGGCGCCGCAGCAGGCCCCUGUGGUUAUGGCCCCCCAGGCCCAAGCACAGGCCCAGGCUGCCUCCCAGCCAGUGCAGCCAGUGCAGCCCUCGCAAACGACCAUCGCCGCGGCCCCUGGAGCUCCUGUCGUCUCCCAGGAAAUGCAGGAGAACGUGAAGAAAUGUAAGAACUUCCUGGCCACACUGAUCAAGCUGGCAUCCCAUAAUUCUCCUUCCCCUGAGACUUCCAAGAAUGUCAAGGCCUUGGUACAGGACCUGCUGGAUGCCAAGAUCGAACCAGAGGAGUUCACCAGCCGGCUGCAGUCUGAGCUCAAGUCCUCUCCUCAGCCUUACCUGGUGCCCUUCCUCAAGAAGAGCCUCCCGGCCCUGAGGCUGUCUUUGCUCAACAGUCAGCAGUCCCUGACCCAGCCCCCACAGCAGGGAGUCAAACCGGUGCCCAGCGGCACCCCUCCUGCCAUCGUGCCUGGGCCAACUGUCCGUGUACGCCACCCCAACAGCGUCAGCACCACCACGGGUGCCAGCCCACUGCCCGCUGGGACUCUCGGACAUGCAGCUGCUAUGGGUAUCAAAAGAGCGGGUGCUGCUGGCGGCCAAGUCCGGAUGCCCGUCGUGAUCACGCAGUCUGUCAGAGCUCAGGGCAUGGUAGGGAAGGGAGCUGCCAUCCAAGCAGGCAAAAGUCCCGUGGGCCUGGCUGUUCAGAUCUCUGGGAAUCAGAAAAACAAGCUCAACGACCCCGGAGGCGGCUCUUUCAGGGACGAUGACGACAUCAAUGACGUUGCCUCCAUGGCCGGGGUGAACCUGAAUGAGGAGAGCGCCCGAAUCCUGGCCACUAACUCAGAGCUGGUGGGAACGCAGAUCCGCUCCUGUAAAGACGAGGCCUUUCUCCACCCAGGCCUACUACACAGACGCAUUCUGGAAACAGCUAAGAAGUUUGGAGUCACAGAGGUCCCCAUGGAGGCUGUGACGUUCAUCUCUCACGCCACACAAUCACGGCUACGCACUGUAGUGGAAAAGGUUUCUACCAUCGCACAGCACCGACUUGACUCCUGUAAGGAUGAUGAGUGCUAUGAGCAGUCUGCAGACGUUCGCUCGCAGCUUCGCUUCUUUGAGCAGCUGGAGAGAAUUGAGAAGCAGAGGAAGGACGAGCAAGAGCGAGAGAUCCUGUUGAAAGCCGCUAAAAGUCGCUCCAGGCAAGAGGACCCAGAGCAAGCUCGACUGAAACAGAAAGCUAAGGAGAUGCAACAACAGGAACUUGCCCAGAUGAGACAGCGAGAUGCCAACCUCACAGCGUUAGCUGCCAUCGGACCCCGCAAAAAACGCAAGAUGGAUUCACCGGGGGCCACCCCAUCAGGGACCGAGGUUUCAGGCAGCACGGCAAGCUCCCCGGCCAGCUCCUCUGCCCCGUCCACCUCGUCACGCCAGUACGCCCGGCAACGCAUCACCCGCGUCAACCUCAGGGACUUCAUUUUCUACAUGGAGCAGGAGAGAGAGACCGCCCACUCCCUCCUCCUUUACCGUGCCCUGCUCAAGUAGCUUCUGCCCCUCUCGGCGCCCACCUCAGCCGCCUCUUCCUUUUUUUUCCUCCUCCUCCUUCUCCUCCUCUUCCUCCUCCUUCCCAGUCACGUGCCUUCAGAUCGGGUCAAAUGUUUCAACUCUGUGUCUUCAUAUGUACUGUAGUGACGUUUGAUGUAGCUUUUGAUAAGAAGAAAGAAGGAGAGAAAACUCAAAAACAAAAAGAAACGUAUUGUUCCGUGUCUUCUCUGUUUUAGCUUCACGGUAAGCAUAUGUAGUUAGAUCAUCCAAUUUAAAGGCCAUGCCAGAUUCCUUGUAUUGUAGUGGGAUUUCUUAAACGAAGGAACAGUGUGUUUUUUGUGUCGAAGGACUUGACCCAGUACUCGUUCCAUGUCUGUUGGGUAGCUGUGUAUUUUGACGUUCUUGGCCGUAGCUUGAAUGAACCACCUGAAAGCGAGGAUUGUUUUGGUAACAAGACUCCUCUUCACACCUCGAUACAGCCUACGAUGUUCUCCACAAGCUAUUUGUUGAACAAAGUUCAAUGAAUGUAGUUGAGCUAAACUCAGUAAAUGAGAGACUUCACAGAUUUCUAUACUGCAGCAUAAUUUUGAAACAUUUCAGAUUCCAAAUAACAGCAUCACAUCCAGUUCCCUUACUAUGAGUGUAAAUAGUUGUUUUUGAAUUCUUUUAAACAGCAUGUAUUAUAUUUUUAUCAUAUGUAAGCUUUGUAAGAAAAAGAUAACCCAUGUGUCAAUAUUAUGAGACCUGAAAUUUUGUAAAAUCAUGUGCUUCGAAUUAGUUAAAAUGAGAUAUUUUAUUCACUUCACAUGUAGACAUUUUUAAGGCAAGGCAGACUCCCUCUGAACCUCCUGCAAAGGCCAUUAAACAAAAACAUCCUCACUAAGGCAACUUUCAUCAGAUAUGUCUGAUUCUGAUUGGUCACCCCUAAAGAGCGAGACUCACACUGACUAUGCUCUUUCUUCAUACAAAUGAGCAGAACUUUUUUUUUUUUUUUUUUUUUUUUAAGCCCAUCUGAUUUUUUUUAGGCUGUGUGUCACACAUACCCGCUUUCCAGUCAUUUUGAUGUCAGGGACCAGACCCCAAAACAUAAUCCUCUUUAAAGAUUUUUUGUGAGGGAUCCCCAUCUAAUUGUUCAGUCAUUUUUGGUUCAGAAUCAUUCAUACUGUAGGUGGGGUGAAACCUCCUGAUCAAAAUAAACAUUCCUUAAUCAUAUGAAUGAAAUUUAAGUGAAAUGAAGUAUUCUUAAUUGACUGGGGGGACUCCCUGCAGCCCCACCAAGACCCCUGGUACCCCACUUUACUGAACAAUGAACCAGGAGGGUGAUCUAUGAAGCAGUCUGUUGUGCGGCGCUCUGCUUCACUUGUGUUUUGAUCCAAUAGACACUAACAUAUCACACCUGUAAGGUAAGCAGGCCAGCUGUGGAGGUUGACAGUUGUAUGAGGAAGCAGUCAGUUGUAUGAUUGUAGUCCAAAAUCAGUGUAAUUUCUUUCCUCUUUUCCCUGUUUUGUUUCUGUCUCUGUAUCACUGCUUGUAGAGAGGUAUGGGACUGAAUGCCUGUCUUCUUCGGUGUCACCCUGCAUCGGCGCAGAUUUGCAAGGCGUUGGUGUCAUCGCCUUUUUCCAAUCCUUUCAAUGGCCUUUGUGUUUGGUUUUGAGUUUUUGUUUGUUUGUUUUUUUGUUUUCUCUACUAAAUAACUUGGCCUCUAUGCAGCUUGUCUUGUUGUAUUGUAAUUUAUUUAAAUAUGGGUAAUAUUUGAAACAAUUGUUGUGCAUUAUGAAUUUUUGACAGCACUUUUUUUAUAUCUAUUUUACCUGACAACUGAAAGCUGUCACUAAUGUAUUAUAGCAAAGAUGAGUCUGUCUCUUUUGAUCAUCAAACAGUAUUGCCAAUUGCUGUCAAAAAGACUUAUUUUUAACAAUUAAUAUAUUUUUGUUUUUUGUUUUUGUUUUUUUUUUGUUUCUUUUUUGUUUUGUUUUUCUGAUUGGCAUUUAUGCUUAACACAUUUCAGGCAAAUUCAUUUUAUUUCAAAGUACCAUGUUUAAA